AGUAUGGACCGGUUCGCUUUUGUCGGUGUUUUAGAUCAUUGCGCGCGUAACAAGCCGAAAAUAAACGAUUUUUUUGAAUUUCGCUUUUCCGACGAAACGCUAACGGACACGUGAAACACGCUACGGAACCGUUCGGUAAAAUUUUUCCGAUGUAUAUUUUUGUGCGAGAUCGACGUGCCGUAGUUGUACACGUUGUGCCACUCGUCAGACGAAAAUAUAGGAAAAAAUAAUAUUAUGUCAUCGACGAAUAAUGACUCAGAAGAUGACGAUCCAAGGGUUCAUUCGUCCGGGAUGUCAUCCUCUGGCCAACCCAGACGUUACGAGCUUUCGAAAUCCGAAUUGCGAAAGAACAAUAAGCCAAUUAUGGAAAAAAAAAGGAGAGCCAGAAUCAAUCAGUGCUUAAAUGAACUAAAAACACUUAUAUUGGAUGCAUUGAAAAAAGACCCAGCAAGACACACAAAGUUAGAAAAAGCGGACAUCUUGGAAAUGACAGUGCGGCACCUGCAGUCGUUGCACCGUAGUGGCCGACCAUUGGCUCCCGCCGCCUGUCCAACCGUUGAAUCAUCGUUGUCGCCUUCAUCAUCGACCGCAGCUUUGACGGCGGUAGUCGUGCAAAAGUUUCAGACGGGUUACCAGGAGUGUGCUGGCGAAGUGAAUCGAUUCGUCGACCGAUUGGACGGGGUGGACGAAGACAUCAAAAAGAGGUUGAUGUCACAUCUGGACUCGUGCGUGGCCAAAAUGAGGUAUGUCGCCGCGGCCGCGGGCACGACGCCCCCUCCACCGCCGCCGCGUCCACUCGUCAGCAAUAAUAAUUACUCUUUGCACCACCGGCUCGACCUGCAAGUGGCAACAGCAACAGCAUUAGCCACAACCACGUCGGUCCCGAUGUCAAGUGGUCUACCGGUUUUGCAGCAAUCGCUGAUCAGAGACUUGACGCCACCGACUGUACCGCUGCCAUCCGUCCCGCCACCAUCGCUGCCAAAACUCGGGCGUUUCCGGACUAGCGCGUUCACGGCGGUACAUGGCCAGCUUCCGUCACCGGAUGUCGGUUCAACGCCUUUCGUGUACUGCGAUGAACCGGACGUGUCAUCGACCAGCUCGUGGGCCGAAGACAUGGCAGCCGCGGCAGCUGCCCAGUACCCGCCGCUUGAUUUUUCGAUGAAAAAAACUGUGGUCGGGUGCAGCAACAAGAGGCCUCUGGGCGAUAUACCGGUAAACGUUCCUACGGCCAACGCGUCGUCCUCGCACAAGCAGUCAGCGUUGGCGCCGUCGAACGGCGACGGCCCUACGGUUGCGCGUGUUCGCAGGCCGGAAGCCGCGGCCGCCGCAGUCAGACCGUCCGACGGUCCUGAUUCCGACCCCAACAUGUGGAGACCCUGGUGACGCCAUCCACGUGUCGAUAUUUUCAAUUACUUUUCGGCAGUGUUGGGUAUUUAGUUACCCUCGUUACAUGCAAGAAUGCGUUUUCGAAUGCAUUUCGUGCAAAAUAUAUAUUAUUAUUGUACAACUUGUAUCUCUAUAUAUUAUAUUAUAACGGAGUUAUAUAAUAUGUACUUUUAAUGAUACACGGUGACUUCACACGAAUUAUUCCGUUUAUAUAGUGUAUAACACAAAACUAGAAAGACGUAUGUGAUAUCUCAUAUUUAAAUUUAAAAUAUUUUCAUAAUAUAUAGUUGUUGAAAAAAAUAAAAUAAAAAGACGCUUUUGCAGUGAUUCUGGAUUUUACUAAUUGUUAUACUUUCCAACAACCACAACAGUAGCAAUGAAACAAUUUAGUCACGGGUAGAGCUGAUCUUUUAACAUUCACAUAUUGAUCAAUACAAAUAGAAUUUAAAGAUUAUAUAUAUCGAUUUGUUAUUUAAUAACCAAAUGUAUCUAAAUAAGUAAAAUGCGUUUUUAUUUUAUUUUUGUCAAUUCAUCUACCUAAGCUGGGGUUAUAUUCACGAGUCCACGACAAACAGUCAUUAUAGCUAAGCCAUCCGCUAGCUAGACUCUUAGAUUAACAUAAUAACUGAAUCAUUUAUAAAAUACAUCAACAUUUCAAAUCAACAUAUUAUAUUAUUUUUUCUAACUAUUAAAUAAAGAAAGAAAAACCUAAAAAAUUAUAGUUGAAUUAUACAAAAGUUUUAUGAUUGAACUGUUCAAUUAAUAAUUAUUUUAUAUACAUACAUAUAUAUAUAUAU
Molecule: messenger RNA, 2183 nt
Organism: Rhopalosiphum maidis (corn leaf aphid)
Lineage: Eukaryota; Metazoa; Arthropoda; Insecta; Hemiptera; Aphididae
Product: protein deadpan-like
Exons: 3
Coding region: 235-1383 (382 amino acids)
Biological process (GO): regulation of neurogenesis; regulation of transcription by RNA polymerase II; anterior/posterior pattern specification
Cellular component (GO): nucleus
Molecular function (GO): RNA polymerase II cis-regulatory region sequence-specific DNA binding; DNA-binding transcription factor activity, RNA polymerase II-specific; protein dimerization activity
Source: RefSeq, a predicted model, not a curated record